AGCCCGACCUUCGACGACGUAAAAAGUUGGGGUGAAUCGUUUGAAAAAUUAAUGAAAAGUAAGGGUGGCAGAAAAGUUUUUAGGGAAUUUUUACGGUCGGAAUAUAGUGAAGAAAAUAUGUUAUUUUGGUUAGCUUGUGAAGAGUUAAAACAGGAAGCAACACCAGAACAAGUGGAGGAAAAAGCUAGAUUAAUAUAUGAAGAUUAUAUAUCUAUAUUAUCACCUAAAGAGGUUAGUUUAGAUUCUAGAGUACGAGAAGUAAUUAAUAGGAAUAUGGUCGAUCCCACGCCCAAUACAUUUGACGAAGCACAAUUACAAAUAUUUACUUUAAUGCAUCGAGACUCAUAUCCACGUUUUCUAAACUCUCAAAUAUAUAAACGGCUUGUUCAACAAACUUCAUGA
Messenger RNA from Lottia gigantea (owl limpet), 402 nucleotides. RefSeq lists its product as hypothetical. The transcript is spliced from 3 exons. The annotation marks the transcript as partial. NCBI's taxonomy places the organism in Eukaryota, Metazoa, Mollusca, Gastropoda, Lottiidae. The record is from RefSeq and is a predicted model, not a curated record.